Saprolegnia parasitica CBS 223.65 is the source of this 1661-nucleotide messenger RNA. RefSeq lists its product as hypothetical. Gene Ontology annotation, biological process: protein deubiquitination. Gene Ontology annotation, molecular function: cysteine-type deubiquitinase activity; cysteine-type endopeptidase activity. Gene Ontology annotation, cellular component: cytosol; nucleus. The transcript has 10 exons. Bases 128 to 1627 code for a protein of 499 amino acids. The record is from RefSeq and is a predicted model, not a curated record. Lineage: Eukaryota; Oomycota; Saprolegniomycetes; Saprolegniales; Saprolegniaceae.
CUCGCUCGACGACGUCAAGCAGAAUGCUCUAUGCAUCACGUGCGGUUUUGUUGGCUGCUUGGUUGAGAAGCAUGGUCAUUGCCUGGAUCACAUUCGGGACAAUGUCAAGCACUGCUGCUUCUUUCGCAUGGGCACACAAGACGUGUGGUGCACCAAGUGCGACGCUGUCGUUGAUGGCGUCAGCGACAAGGUCGCGACCGCACUCUCGGACGUGCGCAAGUCGUACGACGAGCUCAUCGUGGCCAAAGCCAACCGCAUGCAUCUGUAUGCGACGGUUGACGCCUCGACGUCCCCAUCCAGCAGCGCAGCACCGACGCCAGAGACGCCGCCUCGCGACGACAAGCCUCCGAAGAAGAGCAAGGCCAAAGCGAACAAAAAGUCCAAAACCGAAGCUGUCGACGCUCCAUCGUCAUCGUCCAAGGAGCCUCUCGCCGUCGCGGGUCUUGCGAACCUUGGGAACACGUGCUACUUUAACUCAACGAUCCAGUCGCUGCGAAGCAUCUUUACGUCGUCGGCGCUGCACGAAGACGUUGUUGCUCAUGCUCGAAGCCUUCCCAAAGCCCCCGUCACCCAAGCCUUCUUAGAUUUUGUCCAAGGCGCAACUGUAUCGAGCACGUCCAAAAAGAGCACGUACACGCCGAACGCACUUCUCUCGGCAGUGCGGGAGACGAGCCGCCAGUUCCGCGGCCGCGCUCAGCAAGAUGCCUACGAGCUCUACUUGGCGCUGGUAUGGGCCAUCGACGACGAAUUCGCAGCUCCUUCGACGGCAGCACCGUCGUCGUCAACCAAUAACGGGCUCCAGCAAAUCUUUGUCAAGACGGACGAAGCCAAAGAUGGCACAUUGAGUCUCCUCGCGCCCGCCAAUGCGACGAUGGACGAGAUCCAAGCGCUCGUUGCCAAGAAGCUCAAACUCAGCAACGACGAGGUUGUGCUCGCAGGUAGCCGCCAACCCGAAGCAAGCAGCAACGUCGUUGGUCACCCAAGCUUCGUGCGCACCGCCCUACUCGGGGCCCUCGUCAACUCGGUCACGUGCCAUACGUGCCAAAACGUCUCCACGUCGUACGACGAUGCGAUUAGCCUCAGCCUUGCGAUUCCCAAACCUGGCAGCGCCGACGACGACGUGACGCUUCUCGACUGUCUGAGCGCGUUCACGGCGGUCAAUACUCUCGUGGCCGAUCCCGCCACGUCGUCAGGGUACCGCUGUGAGCCGUGCAACAAGGCUACCGACGCUGCCUCGUUCCAAGACGCGAGUCUCCAAAUGCAGCUCUUUGGUUUGCCCUACGUGCUUCCGUUGCAUUUAAAGCGCCUCGGAAAGCUGCGCAAGAACAGCAGCCACGUUGCGUUCGAAACGACGCUGGACGUCGCGCCCUUUGUGCUCCAGCCUGCGUACGGACCGCACAUGAAGACGGUGUACCACCUGCAAGCGGUGAUCGUGCACAUGGGCAACCGGUAUGGCGGCCACUACGUCGCGUACGUGCGGUAUCCCGACGCGUGGUACUACACAUCCGACUCGCUCGUCCAGCGCGUCUCCGAAGCCACGGUGCUCGGUGCCGAAGCCUACAUGCUCUUCUACACGCGCGACGGGGAGCUUGGCACCGCCCCGCCGCCUGAAACCAGCCGUCUUUAAACGGAAGCGCGUCCAAAAUCCCAUUCGAGUUACU